This is a messenger RNA of Closterium sp. NIES-65, 1764 nucleotides long. NCBI's taxonomy places the organism in Eukaryota, Viridiplantae, Streptophyta, Zygnematophyceae, Desmidiales, Closteriaceae. The record is from the annotation of a GenBank genome assembly.
AUGAUGCGGAAGAGUAGCAAUGCCUGGAAUAUCGCUCCGCAGGGAAGCUUCCUAGUCAUCCUCUCCGUGCUUCCCUGGUUGUACGUCGCUUUUGACUUCAUCGGAAACUGCCGCCAUGGCCCAUCCGCGGAGCAAGAGAUGUACCUAUCCCGGCUGCAGCCCAUCACUCCCUUCCAACAAAUCCUCGACAAUGUCACAUCCGAUAAACGCGCGAGCCACUACGGCGCGUUCUACAGCCUGUAUCUCGACCCCUUACGCCGACCGCAACUAACCCGUGGUGACGAUCGGAUCCCAAUCUGGGAAAACCAGGAGGUUAACUUGCUGACAGUCGGUCGUGCGUACGGCGACUCGCUGCAGCUGUGGAAGCGGGCAUUCCCGAGGGGUGUUAUCUACGGCAUUGCAAAUGACACCACCUCCUCCUUGAUGCUCCAGGCAGCGGCGAGGGACCCGCGGGUGCGGCUGAUGGUGGGCGACCAGGCGAAUGGGAAUUUCUUGCAGAAAGCGGUUUCUGAUAUUAAGAAUGAGGUGGGCCUUCUUGACUUCAUAGUGGACGAUGGUAGUCACACCAUCGAUCAGCAACAGACAUCCCUCAAACACCUCCUUCCGCUUGUCAAGCCUGGUGGAACCUACUUCAUUGAAAAUGUGGAGACGUCUUAUACGGAAGGCAUUCCUGAAGGGGACACCACUAUGCACGUUAUGCAGUCGCUCUUAGACGCGAUGAACAAGGAGUUUUUUGAGAAGCAGGUGUAUUUCAAGAACAUGGCGCAUGGGAAGUUCUAUGCAACUCCGGUGGAGAAAUUAGUGGGGUCUGCCGGCUUCAUCUCGUUCGAAGCGAUCGUCAACCAAGGCACGUCCGAUAAGCGCACGCAUCACUACGGCGCCUUCUACAGCCUCUAUCUCGACCCGCUCCGCCUGCCGCUGCAGCCCGAAACCCCCGCCAACUGCCAGCAGCCCCAGCCAGGCGAAGAUGACCACUCUCAGUACACACAGAACACGCAAGACUCGCAGGAGCAGCAGCCGUGGGAGCCGCGCGCGGUGAACAUGCUGGAGAUCGGGCUCAAAUACGGCGACUCGCUCAAGCUGUGGAAGCGGGCGUUCCCGAGGGGCAGGAUAUAUGGCAUUGACAAUGAGAUGAUCUCCAAGGUAAGCACCGGGGUUCCUAGGGUGAACAUGCUGGAGAUCGGGCUCAAAUACGGCGACUCGCCAAAGCUGUUGAAGAGAGCGUUUACGAGAGGCAGGAUGUGCGGGAUCGACCAUGAAAUGAUGGUGUCUCUUCCCUCUCUCUUGACCAUGUUUAUCCCACACCACCCAUCCCUCACCUGUCCAUGUCUGUCCCAAACCCAUCCCCUGUUCUCUUCGCUUCGCCGCUCGUCUCCGCAGAAGCACCAGGCGGAGGCGAGGGACCCGCGGGUGCGGCUGAUGGUGGGCGACCAGGCGAAUGGGACGUUCCUGGAGCAAGUGGUGGCCGAGAUAAAGAACGAUGUUGAGUGUGAUGUGGUGUGGUGUUGCAUGGCGAGGGUUGGGCUUAAACUAGAGGUGGGAUGGGAUGGGAUCACUUGGGUUGGGAGGGGAGGGGAAGAGAGGGGAUGGGACGGUAUGGGAUGGGAUGGGUUGGGCUGUGUGGGUGGGAUGGGAUGGGAAGGGAAGUUAAGGAAAGGAAAGGGAAGGGAAGAGAAGGGAAAGGGAAGGGAUGGGGUGGGAUGGGAUGGGAUGGGAUGGGAUGGGAUGGGAUGGGAGGGAAUGGGUUGGGAUGGGAUGGGGUGA